AUGGACUCUGCUUUCUAUGCAAGAUUGAGACGAAGAUUAAUUUUAUCUGAAAAGAGAAAUAGAAGGGGAAAAUUUACGGAACCAUUGGAUUUAGGACCUCCAACAAUAGUAUGUGAGCAUUGUAGAGCUCAACUUUGGUAUGAAGAGAGAACUGUAAAGUCAAAAACGCCUACAAAACCGAAGUUUAGUUUGUGCUGUUCUGAAGGAAGAGUUCAACUCCCUCUAUUGAAAGAACCUCCACCCUUUCUUGGAAACUUACUCAAUAUUAAUAGUGAUGAGAGAUCAAUAAACUUUCAACUAGGGAUAAGAAUCUACAACUCUCUCUUUGCUUUCACUUCUUUGGGGGGUAAUGUUGAUAGAUCAGUGAAUAAUGGUUCUGGUCCAUAUGUGUUUCGUGUAAAUGGUCAAACUCAUCAUAGAAUUGGAUCACUUCUUCCUGUCCAUGGCCAAAAACCUAAGUAUGCACAGCUUUAUAUUUAUGAAACUGAUAAUGAAGUUAAAAAUAGAAUUGAUGCAGUUAUACGUGAAGAUGAUAGAAAUUAUGUGGAUCCAGAUAUUGUUACUGGGUUGAUGGAAAUGUUAGACCAGUGUAACCAAUUGGUUAAAUGUUUUAGAAUGGUCAGGGACAGAUUUGAUGAAUCAGAUAUACAUAAUGUCAGAAUUCGUUUAAUACGAAGUCGCAAUUCUGGUGAAAGGCAAUAUGACUUACCUGUAAUGUCUGAGAUAGCUGCUCUUAUUGUUGGAGAUUUUAAUAUUGAAAGUUCUGAUAGAGAUAUUAUUGUUGAGAAUCGAAGUUUAGGAUUGCAACGUAUAAAUGGAACUCAUCCAAGCUUUAUGGCAUUGCAAUAUCCAUUACUUUUUCCAUAUGGUGAGGAUGGGUAUAUGCUUGGUAUACCUUAUAGGAAUUUGAAUGGCAGCAAUUCUAGAAAAAGGGAAUCAAUAACAAUGAGAGAAUACUAUGCUUAUAGGCUUCAACAACGCUUUCAUGAGGGCAAGACAUUGUUGCUUGGUAGGAGGCUUUUUCAACAAUUUAUAGUGGAUGCAUACACUUCUAUCGAAGAAGAAAGACUACAAUGGGUUAGAUUCAAUCAAAAAAAAUUGAGGUCAGAGCUGUACUAUGGUUUGAAAGAUGCCGUUCUUCGUGGUGAUACAGAUCCCAUUACCGUAGGCAAACGAAUAGUCCUACCAUCCUCAUUUACUGGAAGUCCAAGGUACAUGGUUCAAAAUUAUCAAGAUGCAAUGGCGAUAUGUAGAUGGGCAGGUUACCCAGAUUUAUUUCUUACAUUUACUUGCAAUCCAAAAUGGUCAGAAAUCAAUCAUUCCUUAGAAUUUAUAGAAGGCCUAAAAUAUGAGGAUCGGCCAGAUAUUGUAGCAAGGGUUUUUAAGAUAAAAUUAGAUGAACUAUUACAUGAUUUGAGGCAUAAAUCUCAUUUUGGAAGAGUUAUUGCUAUUGUGUAUACAAUUGAAUUCCAAAAAAGAGGACUCCCACAUGCACAUAUUCUUCUAUUCUUGGAUCCAAAGGAUAAGUGUCCAAGUCCAACAGACAUUGAUGGUAUCAUUAUGGCUGAGAUACCAGAUCCAGAUGACGAUCCUGUUGCUAAUGAAGCUGUAAAACAAUUUAUGAUGCAUGGGCCAUGUGGAUCUGCAAAUCCGAAAUCACCGUGCAUGAUGAAUGGUAAAUGUACAAAACAUUUUCCGAAAAGAUUUUAUGAAGAAACAACAAUUGAUGAAGAAGGCUUUCCAGUAUAUAGAAGGAGAAAUGAUGGAAAAACAAUAGAGAAGAACGGAAUUCUUUUGGAUAACCGAUAUGUUGUACCUUAUAAUGUAGAUCUCUUGGUGAAGUACCAAUCCCAUUUGAAUGUAGAAUGGUGUAAUAGAUCUCGAUCGAUCAAAUAUUUGUUUAAAUAUAUAAACAAGGGAUCAGAUAGAGCAACAGUUGUUGUAGAAGAGAAUUUGCCAAAUAUUGGGAGUGAUGGACAAGAAACCGAAAUUGUUGUUGAUGAGACAAAAGCAUACUUAGAUUGUAGAUAUAUUUCAGCUUCUGAAUCAUGUUGGAGAAUAUUUGAAUUUCCAAUUCAGUUUCGAUAUCCACCUGUUGAAAGAUUAAAUUUUCAUUUAGAAGACGAACAUCCCAUCAUUUAUCCGGAAAAUACAAGCUUGGAUAAUGUUUUAAAUAUACCUGGUAUUGAAGAAACAAAGUUUACAGAAUGGAUGAAAACAAAUGAGGCUUUUGAAGAUGCUCGAGAGUUGACUUAUGCUGAAUUUCCUACAAAAUGGGUAUGGCAUAGUAAUGAUAAGCAAUGGCAAAGAAGGAAAUCUAAAUAUUGUAUUGGAAGAGUGUACUACGCACAUCCUUCAAGUGGUGAAAGGUUUUAUUUGAGAAUGUUGCUUAACAUUGUCAAAGGUCCAAGAAACUUUAAAGAAUUAAAGACUAUAAAUGAUGUUACUUAUCCAACUUAUAAGGAAGCCUGUUAUGCACUUGGACUUCUUGAUGACGACAAAGAAUGGCAUGAUUCCCUAAUUGAAGCUUCGAAUUGGGCCAGUGGGCAACAAUUGCGUCAACUAUUUGUUACAAUGCUAUUGUUCUGUGAGGUAGCUGAUCCAUUAAGUCUUUGGGAAUCCAAUUGGAAACUGAUUACAGAAGAUAUACUAAAUAGGCAAAGGCGUAUCCUCCAAUUCCAAGAACUAAUUUUAUCAGAUGACCAAUUGAGAAAUUAUGGAUUGUAUGAAAUCGAACAAAUCCUCCAACAAUAUGGAAGAUCACUUAGAGAUUAUCCACAAAUGCCCCAGCCAAAUAUGGAUCUUAUUCAGAAUGGGAAUAGACUUAUUCAAGAAGAAAUGUCGUAUGAUGUAUCAAGUCUGAUAAGAGAACAUGAGAUCCUAAUUUCUGGCCUAAACAAUGAACAGAGUAUAAUCUACAAUUCUAUAAUGGAAGCUGUUGUUACUGAAAGAGGGGGAAUGUUUUUUGUCUAUGGACAUGGUGGAACGGGUAAAACGUAUCUUUAUAGAACCAUCCUGUCUGGUAUAAGAUCAAAAGGCAAAAUUGCUCUUGCUGUUGCAUCUUCAGGAAUUGCUGCUUUGUUGCUUCCUGGUGGAAGGACUGCUCACUCAAGAUUUCAUAUCCCAAUUAAUGUAAAUGAUGACUCUACCUGUGACAUAAAGCAAAGAACACAAGCAGCGGAACUUCUCUCAAAAACAAGUAUUAUACUUUGGGAUGAAGCACCGAUGGCACAUAGGAAUUGUUUUGAAGCUGUUGACCGCACGUUACGAGAUAUACUACAAAUUGAAGAUCCUCAAAAUGCUGAAAAACCUUUUGGUGGUAAAGUUGUAGUUCUAGGGGGUGAUUUUCGACAAAUACUUCCAGUUGUGAGAAAGGGAAGACGAGAAGAUAUAGUCCAAUCCUCAAUUAGCAAGUCAUAUCUAUGGAAUGAUUGUAAUGUCUUUAAACUCCAAACAAAUAUGAGGCUUCUACAGAACGGUAUGAGUGGAAUAGAAACAUCAUCUAUAAAGGACUUUAGUGAGUGGAUUCUUAAAAUAGGUAACGGUGAAUUGGGAGAAGGAGAUGGGGAUUACAACAUUUCAAUUCCAAGUGAUUUGAUUAUCCAACCUUCAGAGAAUCCAAUGCAAGAUAUUAUUGACAACACAUAUCCAGGUUUGGAAAAUAAAUACACAGAUCCAAGUUACCUACAGGAUAGGGCAAUUCUUGCCCCUACAAAUGAAGUUGUAGAAGAACUAAAUGACUAUAUUGUGUCAUCCUUAAAUGGAGAAGUUCAUGAAUAUCUAAGUUCAGAUUCUAUAUGCAAGGCUUCUUCAAAUGUUCCUGACCAAGAUCUCCUGUAUACUGUUGAAUUUUUGAACACGUUGAGAUUUCCAGGAUUGCCAAACCAUAAACUGACAUUAAAAAUAGGUUUGCCUGUAAUGUUGCUUAGAAACUUGAAUCAGAAUGAAGGUCUUUGUAAUGGAACAAGACUCAUAAUAACAAGAUUGGCUACAUGGGUGAUAGAAGCAGAAAUCAUAACUGGCACUAAUAUAGGCAAACGUGUGUUCAUUCCAAGAAUAACAUUAUCUCCAAGUGAUUCAAAAUGGCCAUUCGUUUUAAAGAGACGACAAUUUCCAAUUUCAGUGUGCUUUGCAAUGACUAUAAAUAAAAGCCAAGGACAAUCAUUGAAACAUGUUGGAGUGUAUUUGCCAAAACCUGUUUUUAGUCAUGGGCAAUUGUACGUUGCAGUGUCUAGAGUUACAAGCAGAAAUGGCCUAAAAUUCCUCAUCAUUAACGAUGACAUUGAAAAAAAGUCUGAAACAAAAAAUAUUGUGUAUAAAGAAGUUUUUACCAAUCUUUGACUCAAGAAACCAACUAAUAAAGGUAGGGAUCCAAGAUGAUGCAAUAUUCUCUCCUUAAUCAGCUUUGUAUAGACAAACACAAAGAAAAUUGGAAAGUCAAGGUCAGAAUAUCAAGGAUGUGGAAUGCAAUCAACUCAAAAAAUAAUGAUAUUAUUAGUUUAGACAUGAUUUUAAUCGAUGAGCAGAAUAAUUCAAUACAUGCAAUCAUUAAAAAUAAUAUUGCUAAAAAGUUCAAGCCUCUUCUGCAAGAAGGAAAAUUUUAUGAACUCUCUCAUUUUCAAGUGGUUGAUGGCAAUGCAUUGUAUAGACCAGUAGACAAUGACAUCAAGAUCAUGUUCACAUUGAAAACUAGCAUUAAGGAAAUAAAGGAGGUUGAUGUUGAUAUACCGCGUCAUAAAUUCGAAUUUGUUGACUACAAUAAAAUACAUGAACGCGUUAAUAAACAUGUCCAGCUAUCAGAUAUCAUUGCAAAUGUGAUUGGUGUUGGACCGAUUGAGCAACCUUGCAUCAAAGGAUCAAAUGUCUUGAUGAGAAACAUAAAUGUCAUGACUAUAGAAGGACAUGAAAUAAAGCUUACACUUUGGGGAUCAAUUGCAAAUGAAGUUGAGGAAAGCUUCUUUACUGAAAAUCCAGGCCCUUUUAUCAUAAUUGCUACAUGUUUGACUGU
Messenger RNA from Quercus lobata, 5008 nucleotides. RefSeq lists its product as uncharacterized. Gene Ontology annotation, biological process: DNA repair; telomere maintenance. NCBI's taxonomy places the organism in Eukaryota, Viridiplantae, Streptophyta, Magnoliopsida, Fagales, Fagaceae. The coding region runs from base 1 to 4341 and encodes 1446 amino acids. The record is from RefSeq and is a predicted model, not a curated record. Gene Ontology annotation, molecular function: DNA helicase activity. The transcript is spliced from 6 exons.